AUUCUCUGAUCAACCAUUUCACCUCUCAUAUAUAUUAUUUAAGGGGUAUACAGGAAGCACAGAAGAGUCUCUGAAAUGUUGUCCGCAUGCAUUUCUACAUCGCAUCUUUAAAAGUAAAAACAAUGAUUUUCAGGCCGGUUUUAGGAUCAGCACAUGUCUGCGACUCAUUUCUGGUGAGCCACAUCAAAGUUGAAGGAAAAUAUAACUUUUCCUCUCGGAUGCGGAUGCAGGCCCAGCUGCUGGGACUUUGGAGCAGGGAGUUGGCCCGAAAGCUGGUGGAGCACGGCCACAAAGGAACGGUCCUGAGCAGGGAGGAAUUUGAGGAGAGGAAAGCAGCUGCAGAGGGUGCAGAGACUGAACAGAGCAACACUUUCUACAGCAGGAGUCGGCCAGUGACACUGGCAAGUACAGGAAAAGAACUCAAAGAUAACUUCCUGAAGGCCCUGGCAGAGCGGGAAGAGGCCAACCGCAGUGGGAAAAGUACUUCGGUCAUUUUCAUAAGGGACUCUAACACUCUUGGACAGGAGGUGUCUGGCUAUAUAGACUACGCCCAAAGACUCAAGACUCAGGACUUUGAACCGUACUUCAGCAGGAAGAAGAAGCUCAUGCCCGGACCUUCAGAUUUAUGUUACUACAACUGGAAGACACAGGUGUCCACAUCCAACUCCAGCACCAACUUCCAGGUGAUUUAUGAUGACCCAAAUGGGAUUCUCUUUCAACACAAGAAGGACAAAAAGAUUCUGAACGUGGAUCCUUUGGUUCCUCCUGGUGAGGACUCCACCAGGACGCUCAUACAGUCAGACCUCUACACCCAUGUUGUCAUCUUGGACCACAGCAUCAGAAGCAUCUGAGCUUCAGAGACUGCUGCCGGCACCAGUAUUCAUGCUGGUGGGAAGUGGAAGCCUCUAAUUUGACUGGGUUGCUGUGAGUUUCUCUGUAUCGUGCAUGCCAUCUGGGUGGAGGUACUGCAGCUCCCAAAAGCCUCCCGUUAACUGAUGAAUCCCAGAGGAAGUAGCGGAUGGACCGGAACUUCUAGUUUCUCCUUAAAUGUGUCUAUAUUCCUUUUUUCUGCAUCGGAUUUCACAUGUUCCUAGUUUCAGGGGUAGAAACCUGCUCAGGGACCCCGGGCCCAUCCACCUAACAUGUUUUGGGGUGUUUGUCUAAACAAAUUAAAGGCGUGAGAGCUUUAAAAGAUGAUGGGGCGGUGCUUUUAUGUCCUCCCCUAGGCUGCGGUAGCUCCAACUGGACUGGAAGAGUGGGUAAAGGGCUUAAAGCAUUCCGCAUGUUCCCAGAUGCAAGGCAACACUGAGCAGGACAUCAAAGCGCUCCAUCAUCUACAUAUUAGUCAGGCACUGACACGCUUUAAUGCAGCACGACUCCACGAAUCAUCGGCUAUUGGGAAUAGUUUGAAAUAUGAAGAAGUUUACUUUUGUGGGUGAAACUGAAACCAACAAUGGAAAUGAAGACCGUCAGGAGCGUGGUCAUAACUCAGGACAGGACCUCUGCUGUGUCUCAGACACUUUUAUUAACCUUUUACUGUUCAACUCAAGGAAAAAGCAAACAAUUUGUUUUAUUUGUUCUUUGGGGGCAACAAAUGUUGGAAUAAAAGUUCUUUUAAGGUACUAAUCAUGUAAAAGGUAAUAAUAAUAUUUAGUUUGUUUGCAGACAUUCUCAUGUUGUGUUGAUUUAUUUGUUUAGUAUUUAGAUAAGAUCAUUUAUCUGUUAAAGUAUGAGAUCUACCCCGUUCAAAUCAGUAUAAUUAGAUGUAGACAUGAGAACAGGGAUCCUGGAUGGGCUGAAGGGUUUCUGCCUGUGUGUGUGUGUGUGUGUGUGUGUGUGUGUGUGUGUGUGUGUGUGUGUGUGUGUGUGUGUGUGUGUGUGUGUGUGUGUGUGUGUGUGUGUGUGUGUGUGUGUGUGUGUGUGUGUGUGUGUGUGUGUGUGGAUGUGUGUGUGUGUAAGCGUGUGAGUGAGUGUGUGUGUUUUGUGUGUUUGCGUGUGUGUGUGUGUGUGUGUGGUUACAUGUGUGUGUGUGGUUGCAUGCGUGUGUGAGUGUGUGUGUUUUUUUGUGUGGUUGCGUGUGUUUGUGUGUGUGUGUGUUUUGUGUAUUUGCGUGAGUGUGUGUGUGGUUGUAUGUGUGUGUGGUUGCAUGUGUGUGUGUGUGUGUGUGUGUGUGUGUGUGUGUGUGUGUGUGUGUGUGUGUGUGUGUGUGUUUGAGAGAGAGAGAGAGAGAGAGAGAGAGAGAGAGAGAGAGAGAGAGAGAGAGAGAGAUAACAGUAACUGUAGCAGAGGAGAGACUUUUUAAAUUGUUUUUGUGUCUAAAGGUGUUUUUUUAAACAUUCUUCUUUUCUGUGUUUUUAUCUGAGGAGAAAAAUCUUUACUUUCUUUAUUGUUUUUAUUCUUCUACCUUAACAGCAGAUUUUUUACAGAAAUGUGAGGUAAAAAGCCAAAAUGCAAGCACGUUUGUUGUCCUGUUGUAUGUGAGGCGUGUUGAACGACCCCCGUGACCUCAUCAGUUCAAUUGUCGCCAGUGAUUUUGCAGUAAAAUUGGAGUUAAAUGGUUAUAGCCCCUUCAUUUUGUUUAUUGGGCUUUUAAGCCGUUGGGGUUUUGACUGAAGCGUGGUUUUAUUAGUUUUGGGGCCUGACUUGCCACUACUACGCACCAUGAGGUAAAGAAGUGGUUUCACACUAAACGGAGCUCCCAACAGCUGAGAAAUGAUUCCAUCCACUAAUGAAAACUCCAUCUGACUUGAGCGUGAUGUUUGAGCCACAGGGGGAAUUCUGGGUCAACUUAAUAAAUAUAAAUGUUUCUCAUCACAUUUACAUCUCCUAACCUACACAGCACAUCUGGCUGUUAAAUCAACACUAAUCUGUUACGUUUGACACUGCUCCUGAGUGUUUUUGGUCCCCAUCUGAACAGGCGUUAAAUUAACUCUUUCAUUGACUCUGAAUGCAGUUCCAGGCGAUUCUCAUCACUGCUACUUCCAAACACCGGGGGAGUUUUGACAACUCUUAUGAACUCUGUUAUUUUGACACAGCUGAUUUUACGUAUUUGUAAAGCGCCUUCUUAGGGAUCUACAACCCCCCAAGGCAAUCCACAACACCAUCAUUCACACACUGGCUGGGAUGAGCUACGAUGUACUAUGUAUGUACAAUGCAUGGGGCAGCAGUAGCUCAACAGGUUGAGCGGGUUGGCCACUAAUCAAAAGGUUGCAAGUUCAAUCCCGGCUCCGGAAAAUGAAUUCUGCUGUUGUGCCCUUGGGCAUGACACUUUACCCACCUUGCCUGCUGGUGGUGGUGGGAGGGACCGAUGGCGCCUCUGUCAGUGCACCCCAGGGCAGCUGUGACUAUGACAAUGUUCAUCACCACCAGCAUGUGAAUGGGUGUGUGAAUGGAUGAAUGAUACACUGCAGUGUAAAGCGCUUUGGAGUCCUCUGUCUCUGAAAGGCGCGAUACAAGUGCGGGUCAUUUAUCAUUUAUCAUGUAGCCACAGCUGCCCUGUGUUCGCAGCUAGUUAGCAGCUAGCUGAUGACCCCCCUCCAUGAGGUCACCACAGCUCAGCAGAACAUCACUGUAGCUUCUUCUGGGGAGAAAAACACUUAGAGAAAAAAUAAAGUUAACAGCUGAAAUAGCAGGAAAUGAUACAGUUAAAGAGCAGAUUGUAGAAGAAAGUGGUCAGUGUGUCCUCCAGCAGUCUAAGCCUAUAGCAGCAUAACUACAGAGAUAACUCUGGAUAACCUAGCUGUUGUGAUGGAGGCAUGUUGGAGGCAGGCCAAGGGAGAGCUGUCUUUACCGACUGUACACGCCACCUCCUUCUACUCCCCCACUUGUCCAGAUCUAGGCUAAUAUCAGAUUUUAACCACAGGCCCUAUCAAAUAAAAAUGUUUUAGGCCUGGUCUUAAAAGUAGACAAAGUGUCUGCCUCACGGACUAAAGCUGGGAGCUGGUUCCACAGGAGAGGAGCCCGAUAACUAAAAGAUCUGCCUCCCAUCCUAAUUUUAGAUAUUCUGGGAACCAUCAGUAAACCUGCAGUCUGAGAACGAAGCGCUCUGUUUGGAACGUAUGGAACAAUCAGGUCACUGAUGUAUGAUGGAGCUUGAUUACUGAGUUUUAUAAGUGAGAAGGAGGAUCUCAAAGUCUAGUCUAAAUUUAACAGGCAGCCAAUGUAUUAGUUUACAUUUACUUAAUCAAUCAGAAAUGCAAAAUCCGAAUAUUAGAAUAACCACUUCCUGAUGAGUAGUUCUGACCCCAAAAAGUUCUGGCAUACUGUCAAGACUAUGGAAAAUACCAACAAGUCCUCACUUUUUUUUUCUUUUUUUUCUAAAGCUCCAAAUCAGGACCAGAGUCGUGUCAAGGAGUAAACAUUCCAAUACAGGCCAGGUCAUGAAGCCAAUCAGUAACAAGUUUCCUAUAUGAGGAACCCAGCAGGUUGCAUCGAGUCACUGACUAGUGUCAGAGUCUUUAUAACAAUGCUCAUACUAAGCAAGCAUGCAGCGACAGUGGAGAGGAAAACUCCCCUUUUCACUUGCCAAAUGCAAUCAAAUCUGAUGGCAUUGUUGUCUCAGAUAAAUUAAAAUGGUAAAGUCCUUCAAUAAUCACUUUAUUAAGUCCAGUUAUGCCUUUGCAACAGCUACUGAAUUUUAAGAUGAUUUAGAAUUGAUGUUGGUGAGAAAUAUUAGUGAAAAAGGACACGUUUGUGAACUGGAAACAAGAUUUGUAGUAAACAGGUAAAAAUAUCACACACUAGGGUGAGGAGCGAGCACCACCUCAGCCCCGCCACGUGGACCCAAGGGAUAAACCAUCAAUCCUGCUCAAUGGUCAACUUUCCUCGCGGGGUCACCCAUGAAGACAGUGGGAGGGUUAAGGUUACAGGAUGGGUUAGGCGUGGAGUCACUAAAAUUAAUGGAAGUCAAAUGAGGUGUGUGUGUGUCUGUGUGUGUGUGUGUGUGUGUGUGUGUGUGUGUGUGUGUGUGUGGCCUUAUAAAGAGAGAAGGUGGUGUUCAGUCUGAUGUUGUGUAGAGGUUGUUGUUGGCUGGUGGCGGAGCUCUCAGGUUCAUGGGAUCAGGAAUUUCCUACAGAGGAAAAACAUCUCAGCUAACAUAGCAGUAGAUCACACUGGAUAACUUCCUGUGGUUGCAUUUAUUUCACUUAUUUUAUUACACUUAUGUUUUAUUACUUCUUACAUCAGCUGUCUUUAGUGAGGCCAUCUGUGUGUACACCUGUGCGAUGACAAUAAAUGAUCUAGAAUACU
This is a messenger RNA of Nothobranchius furzeri (turquoise killifish), 5247 nucleotides long. It is a transcript of the gene cfap299, whose product is annotated as cilia and flagella associated protein 299. NCBI's taxonomy places the organism in Eukaryota, Metazoa, Chordata, Actinopteri, Cyprinodontiformes, Nothobranchiidae. The record is from RefSeq and is a predicted model, not a curated record.